Messenger RNA from Pneumocystis murina B123, 3177 nucleotides. Its product is annotated as translation initiation factor aIF-2. The record is from RefSeq and is a predicted model, not a curated record. The transcript is spliced from 15 exons. Bases 1 to 3177 code for a protein of 1058 amino acids. NCBI's taxonomy places the organism in Eukaryota, Fungi, Ascomycota, Pneumocystomycetes, Pneumocystales, Pneumocystaceae. Gene Ontology annotation, molecular function: GTPase activity; GTP binding; translation initiation factor activity.
AUGGGAAAAGCUAAUAAAAAGAAAUUAAAUGAUGAUAUAUGGGAUAAAUUAGGGGAAGAUAUAGUCCCACAGAAUAUAAAUGAAAAUAUUCAUAGUGAACCUUUGAAAAAUGAUGCGGUUAAGUUUGAUUCUAAAUUAGAUGACUUAGUAGAAGAUUUUGGAGGACUUUUAUCAACUUUAAAAGCAUCAUCUAAGAAUAGAUCUUUAAAGAAAGAUAAAAAGUCUUUAAUUCAGAAUUCGGAAAGAUCUAAUAACAAUUUGUUGAAAGAUUCAUCAAUCAAGGAAGGUUUUAAUCAAGAUCAUGAACUUGUGAAGCAAAAUGAUGAACAAGUAUAUGAAAUAAGAUUGAAAACAAAAAGUGAAAAAGAAAAAGAAAAAAAAGAGAAAGAAAAAGCAAAAAAGAAAGCUCAAUCUGAAAAGAAAAAAUCUAUAAAUAAGUUAACUUUGAAAAACGAAACAGAAACUACUAAAACGGGAGAUCAAAUAAAUGAACCUAUAAUAAUUGAAAAUGGUUUACAAGAUUCAAAGAAUUCUAUAAAAAAAAAUAAAGAAAUAAAAGCUAAAAAGAUCAAUGUAAAUAUUGCAGCGAUACAGAAGCAAGUAGAAUUGCGUUUGCAGGCAGAAGAAGAAAGAAGGAAACAAGAAGAAGAAGAAAGGAGAAUUAUAGAGGAAGAAGAAAGGAAAAUACAAGAAGAAGAACGGAGAAAAUGCGAAGCAAAGCUUAAGAAAAAAGAAAGAGAAAAGGCAAAAAAAGAAGAGCUUAAAAGUCAAGGAAAAUUUUUAACAAAGAAACAAAAAGAGCAGAAACAAAUGGCUCAAAUAAAAAUUCAGCAGCUUUUAGCUACUGGGGUAAGAAUUGAAGGACUUGUUACAAAUAAUAAAAUAAAUUCUGAUUCUUCUGAAAAAUUAAAGCGCUCAGUUUGUGAUUCUAAAAAGAAAAAAUUACAUAUAACUUCUGAAAUUACGGAUAGUAAUUCUUCUGAAUUGGCUACAGCACUUGAUCAUUCGUUUAAAAAUGACGAUAAUGUAGAAAUUCCUAUUCAAAAAAUAAAUGGGGAAACUUUAGAAGUAGAUUCUGAAGAUGGUAUAUUAGAUAAUUGGGAAGAAGCUUUUAUUGAUAAUUUUGAUAAUGAUGAUACUAAUUUUUUACUUAAAACUUCUAACACUGUUGAUUCUAAAAUAUUAGAUGGAGAUUCUUUUCAUGAAUCGCUAAAAGCGCAAGUCAAUAAUUGUAUUAAAAAGGUAGAUGGUAUGAAUAAUUCUCAAGUGAACGAUACAGUUGUUAAAAAAGAGGAAGUAAUAUCUCAAAGUUCUGAUGUAAAAACAAAUCAGAAUUCGAUGUUUAAAAAGAGUUCGAAAAAUGCUAAAAAUAUAGAAAGCGAUUUAAGAUCCCCUAUAUGCUGUGUUCUUGGUCAUGUUGAUACCGGAAAAACAAAAAUUUUAGAUAAGAUUAGACAGACUAAUGUUCAAGAAGGAGAGGUGGGUGGUAUAACACAACAAAUAGGUGCCACUUAUUUCCCUGUGGAUUCUAUAAAACAAAAAAUAGCUGUAUUGGAUCAAAAUGAAAAACUUGAAUACAAAGUACCUGGACUUCUUAUAAUCGAUACUCCUGGACAUGAAUCUUUUGCAAAUUUACGUUCCAGAGGUUCCAGCUUAUGCGAUAUUGCAAUUUUAGUUGUAGAUAUUAUGCAUGGUCUAGAACCUCAAACUCUUGAAUCACUAAGUUUACUAAGGAGUAGAAAAACUCCUUUUAUUGUUGCACUAAAUAAAAUUGAUCGAAUAUAUGGGUGGAAUCCUACUUUGGAUGGCGCAUUUCAAGAGUCAUUAUUAAAACAGAAAAAGUCUGUUCAAAGAGAAUAUCAUGAUAGAUAUACAAAGAUCAUUGUGGCAUUCUUAGAGCAGGGACUUAAUGCUGUUGCAUAUUAUGAGAAUAAAAACUUUUCGAAAAACGUUUCAAUAGUUCCUACAUCUGCAUUGACUGGAGAAGGCAUACCUGAUAUGUUAAUGCUUUUAUUGAAUCUUACACAACAACGUAUGACUAAUCGAUUAAUGUAUUUAGCAAAAUUGGAAGCAACAGUAUUAGAAGUAAAAGUUAUUGAAGGUCAUGGAACUACAAUUGAUGUUAUCUUAUCAAAUGGCAUUUUAAGAGAAGGCGACCGUAUUGUUUUGUGCGGAUUAAAUGGGGCCAUUGCAACGAAUAUACGUGCUCUUUUGACUCCUCAGCCUUUAAAAGAAUUAAGAAUUAAGUCGUCAUAUAUACAUAAUAAAGAAGUGAGGGCUGCAUCAGGAGUAAAAAUCUCUGCAAAUGAUUUAGAUAAGGCUAUUGCAGGUUCAAGAUUGAUGGUCGUUGGUCCAGAUGAUGACGAGGAAGAGAUUAAAGAAGAAGUUAUGGAAGAUUUGGAAGGUUUAUUAAAUUUUAUUGAUACUAGUGGUAUUGGUGUUUCUGUUCAAGCCUCCACUCUUGGAUCUCUUGAAGCCUUACUUGAAUUUUUAAAACAAAGCAAAAUUCCUGUUUCUGGUAUAGAUAUUGGCCCUGUUCAUAAGAAAGAUGUCAUAAGAUGUAGCGCUAUGAUUGAAAGGGCUAAAGAAUAUGCAGUAAUGUUAUGCUUUGAUGUGAAAGUUGAUAAGGAUGCUGAAGAAUUGGCAGAGCAACUUGGUAUAAAAAUUUUUACUGCAGAUAUUAUAUAUCAUCUUUUUGAUUCUUUUACUAAAUAUCAAGCUGAAAUUAUGGAGAAAAGACGAAGAGAAAGUGCGUCAGAUGUUGCAUUUCCAUGCGUAUUAAAGACUAUUGCUGUUUUUAAUAAAAAAGAUCCUAUACUUCUUGGCGUUGAUGUGAUUGAGGGGGUUAUUAGAAUUGGGACUCCUAUUUGUGCAGUAAAAAUUAAUCCAAAUACACAAGAACGUAUUAUUAUAGAUUUGGGAAGAAUUGUAAGCAUAGAGAAGGAUCAUAAAAUACUAAAUAUAGUUAAAAAGGGACAAAUUAGUAAUGGUGUUGCUAUUAAAAUCGAAUGUUCCUCUCAAAUACUUUUUGGUCGACAAGUCGAUGAAAAAGAUCUUCUUUAUUCUCAUAUAUCACGGAAAUCUAUUGAUUUAUUAAAAGAUAUCUUCCGUGACGAUGUUUCUAAAGAAGAAUGGAAUCUUAUACGAAGACUUAAAAUCAUAUUUGGUAUUACUUGA